CCUCCUGCCGCCACCGCCGCCGGGCAGUGAGCGCCCGCCCGCCGCCUCGGGCAGCGCCGGCGGCGUCUCCUCCGCGGGAAGGACCGCGCUCUAUGCCCGACCCGCCGGCCGCUCCGCCUGCGGCGUGGAGGUGUUCUUGGAAGACGUCUUGGCACUUUGGAGCUGAAAAAGGACAUGAGGAGUAAAAGGACCCAGGAUCUCAAUGGUCAGAAUGAAACAUAUGUUGAAAGAUUUUUCAAAUCUAUUGUUAGUAGUGCUCUGUGACUACGUUCUCGGGGAAGUGGAGUAUCUCCUGUUGGAGCAUCCAGAUCAUGUAGCUUUCAGCAACGACACAGUGUCUGUGGAAUAUCAGUACUACAGUGGUGGUAAUGUGACAACAGAGCAUGUGUCCCUCCUUUUAUUGGAUGCCAGCACCAGUGAGAUAAUUGCCAGAAAACAGCUUCCAGCAAAUCAGUCCCAGGGGACGGUGGUGUUUGAGUGUUUCCAUUUCAAGAGUGCUGGUGAUUUUUUGUUCAGAAUGGUCUCUCCCAGUGACAACAGCAGUGCUGCCCAGUGGAGCAGAAGCAGCAUGUCCACCCUCCAUGUGGAAUGGCCUGUAUUUCACAUUGAUUUGAACAGGAGUUCAGAGGUGCCUGGGAGCUCCCUUCAGGUUGGACUUUUUACAAAUGAGCAGUUAUGUGGCAUGAAUAAGACUGUGAUUUCACUGGAUGUGAUAUUCACCAGCACCCUUUAUGAGUUCAGAAGAGUAUGCUCUGAUGAGACUCUGGGCAUUAGAACUAGCAAAGGAAUCCCCCUGUCUAGGUCCCAGUGGGUAGGGUUUGAUUGCCCACCUGUUGGUCAAGAAGUAUACAUCACCGUGUUACUGAAAUCGUUAGAAACACAGUCCAUCAUUGCCUCCAUAGGACCUGUAGAUCUCCUCCACAAAUUUGGAUACAGACUGGUUGUGGCAGCAGAAGACAUAUGCAAAACUUUGGUUCAGGUCUUCGUAAUCUCUCCACCAUGCACUUCUAUCAGUGGAAAAAUUGUUGUUUAUAAAGAGGCUCUCAAGCAUCCGAGUCAAAGAACAACUUGGCUGUAUGAAAACAUCCUUCACCCAGGAGACAACAGGACAGAAUUUAACUGCACUUUGUUUGAUGUGGGGAAGAAUAAAUACUGCUUUGACCUCCUCAACUUAUCAAACCGAAGCUAUUUUCCAGCAAGAGUUAAGGAGUGUAUACUGAUCCAAAGGAAUAUGGAAACGUGGAGCCGGUGGCAGCCCUGGAGCCCAUGCAGUGUCACCUGUGGGGACGGAAUCCGGGAGCGCUUCCGAGAGUGCCUCACCUCCUCGCCAGCAAAACCAGGCUGUGCUGGAUCGCCGAGGGAGACUUCCCUGUGCUCGCUGGAGGAGUGUGUGUCUGUCCAGCUUCCUACCCCACCUUCUGUUGAGCCAGGAGAGGACCAGAAAGCAAAUAAUAUCGUUACCAUCACAGGUAUCUCGCUAUGCUUGUUCAUCAUCUUUGCCACUGUUCUUAUCACCCUCUGGAGGAAGCUCUGCAGAGCUCAGAAGUGCAGCACUGCUGUCCGACGAAACUCCGUCCAUUCCCCCGGCUUCCGGAAAAACUCAGAUGAGGAGAACAUUUGCCAAGGCAGCAAGCAACGGGACAGCUUUGCCGAAGGAGGGGACGCCCCUGUUAACAUUCCCCUAACCUAUAGGCGAAGCCUCCAAUUUGCCCAAGAAGAUGAUGCCUCUGGAAAUGAAAACUUUCAGCCAAAUGCCCAAAAAAUAAUCCCUCCAAUUUUCAGCUAUCGCCUGGCACAGCAGCAGCUGAAAGAGAUGAAGAAGAAAGGCCUGACGGAGACCACGAAGGUGUACCAUGUCUCUCAGAAUCCUCUCACGGACACCGUUCUUGGUGCCACCACGAUGCUUCCCCUGAGCGGGGAAAACCAAGAGGAGGCAGCGGCAAACAAAUUUCGGAUCAAAUCUCCAUUUCUGGACCAGCCAACCAGUCAGCCCAAGUUCCUGGGAGAAGGCUCUCACCCUAGGCUGGAUUUUCCAUUCUCACAGGCCAAUCCUGCAAUGAGCCCUACCCAAACCUUGGUAAGAAGAGGUCAUUUCAAGCACCAGGAUAACAGAGUGGACUUGCCUGAGAGGGGCUGUCACAGAAACUCGCAGUUCAGAAGAACAGCCAGUUUCCAUGAAACUAAAAAGGCCAGGCCUUUCAGAGAGAGAAGCAUGUCCACACUCACACCCCGACAGACUCCUCUCUACAACUCCAGGACCAGGACAUGGGACCAGGGUCUGGAGGACAGGACACGGCCAAAAUCGAGAAACGCUAAUCCAGCUUGUGAAAAGCUGGAUCAGCCCCACAGCACUGUGCUGGGCUGUGAACCACAGGGCCACGGCGCAAAGCCCCACCACAGGGCAGGUCCCCCGGUGAGGAAGCUGGACCUGAUCACAGACCGCCAGCCUGCCGGUCAGGAGAAGGCAGCUGAGAAGCCUGAGCCCGGCCGAAGUAAGAGAGGCCCUUCACCUAACCCCAAAGGGGCAUGGCGGAAAGAAACCGGCCCAAAUGGCAAAGAUAAUUCCCAGAGAGGUCUAAGCAUCAGCCCUGCCCAGUAUCGAAGGGACAAGUGCCAGAGCUUCCCCGUGGACCCUGAGUUUGCCUUUUAUGACAAUUCUACUUUUGGCUUAACAGAGGCGGAGCAGCAGAUGAUUGACCUCCCUGGGUAUUUUGGUUCAAAUGAAGAAGAUGAAACAAGUACUCUGAGCAUUGAGAAGCUGGUGAUCUGAGUGACUCAUUGCAGCCCUGCAGGAGUGGCGUGCGUGGGAGAGGAUCUGCGGGAUCGGUUGGCUUCUGGUGAAAGAAAGAGCAGGAGUCACGUUACCUCCACACACAGUGGCAGGGAGUAAUGCCUCAGGUCUGGCUUGUGGGAACAUAUUCCGUUCUAAUUACUGGAAAGUGCUUUCAUAUAAUUAUUUUUUGUAUGUAUGUGUGUACAAGACACACAAAGUACCCUGGGAAAGAACAUGUUAGUUAAGGUGUGGUAUUGGAUAAGGAAUAUCCAAUAGAUUUUAUUGUGUACAGCAGUCAUGUUUUGUGCAUCAUACAUGAUGAGUGCCACUGACAUUUCCCAACUUGUCAACUGUGUACUGGUAGACUGUGAUAUACUGAAGCAUCCACUGUCCAGCAUCCUCAACCAUCUGCCCUGAUUAGUGAAUCAUUUCCCAUCUAGAAAACACAAAGCUCAAUCUGUGGGCAGUUUUCAUCAUUUUUCUGAUAGUUAUCAGUGAACUGCAUUGAUUUGUAAUUAUUGCUGAAAUAACUCAUAUGGUGGGGGGUUUUUAGUUGGUUAUAUGAAAGUGCAAACAAUUGAUGCUGAGCACUUGAAUGAAUUUUAAAUUGUGGAGACAUUUUCAUCAUUCAGGACUUUGAUAUUUUCUUACUGUCAAUAUUUAUAUCAAGAAAACAAUGCACAAAUAUUUGCAGGAAAUUAGUACAAAAGGCAUGCUACAGGGAGGGCAAAGAAAACAGAUGAUCAGAUUUUAGUCCUCGCAGAAAUGUUACCGCAGCAUGUUACCUGUAAAAAGCAGUGAGAGAACUGUUGAAUUAUGCAUCCUUUCCAUAGUCAUCCUUUCCUUUAUUAAAAUUUUUAAAUGUAAAUACAUGGACAAUAAUACUACUGCGGCAAGCUCAAAAUAAAUUAUGAACAAAACCAGCAAACAACAAGAUUAUUUGAUUAAUACCUGUUCUGGGAACAAAAAAUUAAAAUGGCUUGACAAUAUCUGGUGAUUUUAGAAGAAUUUAAAAGAUUAGGAGAAUCUUUUAGAAUCAUUUACAUUGGAAAGACAUCUAAAAUAAUUAAGUCCAACCAUUAACGUAACACCACUGUGUUUACCACUAAACCAUAUCCCUUAACUGCCACAUCCACACACCUUUUGAACACUUUCAAGGACAGUGAUUCCACUGCUUCCCUGGGAUGCCUGUUCCAAUGCCUGACUACUCUUUCAGUGAAUAAAUUUUCCCUCAUAUAAAAUCUAAAUCUCCUCUGGCAUAACUUGAGGCCAUUUCCUCUGAUCCUGUCACUUUUUACCUGGGAGAAGGGGCCAACCAACCCCCAUGAUGGGCUUUUUUGUCGUGUUUUAAAACCAGACAUCACAAAUUUGCCAUUAGAUUCUGCUGUAAGUAUUCAGAGUUGAGUUGGAACUCCAAUUAACAGCAGAAGCAGAGCUCAGGCCUUUGUGAAUGACUAAAACUUUUCUUGCCAUUUGUUAGGAUAAACGUCUCUCUGGGGAUGUUGCAAAGACCAGGGGAUUGCUAGUGAGCAGAAACAAGAAAAGAAAAGAGGAGAUGCUGCCCAUGGAAGUUGGUGUAAGAGAAGAAAGGUUUAGGCAGUGGACUAUUGGUCUUAGACCAACUCUCCCCUUAAGGAGCCCAACCCUACAUGCCCUUUAACCUGCCUUGUGGGUGUGAAAGCAAAAUUAGCAUGUGUUCUAUUGUCAUGAAGUAGGCUGCUGUCUUUCUCAAAACUGGCUUUCUGAGCAGAGAGAGAGAUUUCUCAAUCCCACACUUCUUCCUCCCCCCACUCCCCCACAAACCAACAGCAAUUUUAAACAAGGAGCAGCAUUGCUGUGUGUAAGCUGCCAGUUUCCGAUGGCACCCCGCUGCAGUGUCCAAAGCUUGCACAGGUAGCUUGACAGGCACACGGUGUUACCUGCUGUGACAACACAGGAGAAGCAAGCUUCAGCAUUUGGCCACCAGAGUCAAAUCUGGCUGUUUGAAUGGCCUUUCUGAUGGGUAAUGUUUUGUAGCUGCUCCUGGAGUGAGGGAUCCGACUCACUGGGUGAUAUGAGCUCCUUCGUUCCUGGGAGCCAUGCCAAGAUGCCAGUGUUCAGCCCUUGGCCCAGCGUGGUGUUGGUACUAGCGAUGCGUUCCCAUGAACUGUCAGCUUGAAAAGCUGCUUAAAGCGUUCAAGAACAUGUUCAUGCUUGAAGAGUUAUCCAAAGGCAAUCAAAUGUAAUGAGUCUUUAAAUUGACUUAAAUGAGCUGGAAGUCAGACCUCUGAAACAAUUGCUGCUCAGAUUACUUACCCUGCCUGUACUAAGGUAAGGUCUGUGGUGUGAAGUACCUUCUCCCUGAAGCAGUGAUCCAUUAUCAUUGGAGCUGCAGUGCUGCAGUAUCUGUUUAAGCUUUGUUGAGCCUCUCAGCAUGGGAGAGAGACCCUGGAGAAAUGGGAGAUCAAAUGUGCAGUGCAGCAACAUUCAGCAAGCAUCCCCCUAAGCUUCAGCGGGAGGGAUUGGAGCUUGGCGGUAGCCCUUAGAGCCAGUAAAUACUCAGCUAGUGGCAUUCUACCCUGUUUAUUAAGAUUCAAGGCAGUUCUGAAAUGCUUCCUGGGGUUUGCUGUGGGAUUUGCAGUCUCCUGCACAAAGCCCUCCGACCCUUGCAUCUCAGAGGGAGUUUGCCACAGGAGGGCAGAGAAGGGGUAACAUUGCUCUAAAUCAGAUGGUGCUUUCUGCAAAGUUGUCCCAGUGCUGUCUUAUGCAUUAGAUGUACUUAGGUACAUUUUACAUCAAAGGCAGCAGGGCGCACCCCUUUCCUCCCAGCUUGUCAUACCUUGGCCUCCCUUUCUCUCUCAGAGACAAGAAGAACACCGUAACAUUGAUGCCUGCCCCUCCAUACUGACACACAGGGAAGCAGGCUCCAUAGUCUGGACUUUGCAUUGCUCAUUGCUCACUCCCUGGGGAACUGGACUGGGUGCUGGUUGUCUGAUUAAGCCCUGCUGACUUCAUCUCCAGCUUGAUAUUCCAUUAUCAGAUGGGUUACCAGAUGCUUAAUGAACUGCCAGACCACAAAUACUCUCCCCUAAGUGCUGUAGUUUCCACAAUCUUUGCUCUACUUCCUUAGCUCUCUACUGAAGAAUGGGAUUGAGCAUGAACUGCCAGAAGGCAUGAACUUAUUUCACUCACAUUUCUGUCUGUCUUCUACCUAGACAAAAAUUAUCCUUUCUGCCCUCAGUACUGCAUCACGGGCCAUGCAGUUACAAUGUGUCCUUAUGUCCCAAACAUGCAGUUACAACCUUACACUAAGAUUUUACCAUAUCAAAAUACAGAAGCAGUGAUUGGAAGGGAAAGAGUAAGUGCUGCCUUUUUGCAGCCCUUUUUGCACAUGGGCAAUCUCAUUUCAGCCAUGUUGGUGAAAAUUUAACUCCACAUGAGCAUGCUUGAGAAGAGGGCAGGGGGGCAAUCUAGCCAAGGGCACAGGCUCUAGGAGCAUAGCUCCCUGGAUUGCUGCCCAUUACACUGGGAGGUUCGUGUUUGCAGUCACUGGGAUGUCUAGGAAGUAGAGGAACCAAACCAAGUUUUAAACUGAACCUUCACCUCAGGCCUCUGCAUUGUCUCUGGGACAGCUUGAGCCAUGAAAAUCAAAGUUACCUUGCAGACCCUUUCAACUACCCAGGACAACAGGUGAAAAAGCACCAGAGCCAACACUGAAAGAAUACAUUUCUCAUAUUAUGAGCUUUCCAAGAUUUUGAUCCAGAUUUCUGUUCACAUUCCUAUUGUUGAAAACCAGAUAAAAAGUAUCAAGUACUACUCAGAUGGUUUUAUUUCACUCUUUAUUGGUAUGUAUACAAAUUACAGUAUGUAUGGAUAUAAAAGCAAGUAAAUGGAAAAGGAAUACCAGUUUAAAAAUUAUUAUAAAUCAGAAAAAAAGGAAACAGACUUAUUCUACAGUAUGGUAGUUAAAUUAUUUGCAUCAAGCUGAUACUGCUGUUCAUUUUUAACUGUUGUUAUUAACAGCUGUAGAAAAUAAAUUUUCAGUAUUCAAUUUC
Vidua chalybeata is the source of this 6807-nucleotide messenger RNA. RefSeq names its product thrombospondin type 1 domain containing 1 (gene THSD1). The transcript has 5 exons. Gene Ontology annotation, cellular component: cell surface; cell periphery. NCBI's taxonomy places the organism in Eukaryota, Metazoa, Chordata, Aves, Passeriformes, Viduidae. The record is from RefSeq and is a predicted model, not a curated record. Bases 203 to 2770 code for a protein of 855 amino acids.